AACGAAAAGUAACUGUGUAGGGAAUAUUUCAUUCUAAUUUGCAGACACUUUUUAUUUAGUACAGAAGAAUCAGAGAUUUUUUUUCCUCUAUAAUUUUACAUUUCUAUUUUUUUGCGUUCGAUCCUGUCCUUUUUAAAAAAUCUUAUGUUAUUUAAUUGAAUCAUUCUGGCGUUUAUUUUUCACAAAAUAAAAUGGCAAUAUUGGAAGAAGAUAUAUCUUAUCCCUCGUAAAUACCUUUUUAAUAACAUUAACUCAAAAGCAGUGAGAGACAAAAUGUCAGCUGACAUUAGUUUGUUCGAUUUGGUGAACCUGUCGAUCGGGACACCUGAAGUUGGAGCUGUCAACUUCAAUGCGUUACAUACCCUCCUCCACGCUUUCCUGGGACACCUGAAAAUCCAAAAUGUGACCACCGGCUGGAGAGAGCAGGAUGCCCCGCCACAGGAGCCCCAUGGUUCGUAUAUGACCAAGUCCUCUAGCCCGUACCAUCACAUGGAAGACAAACUUCGGCAGAUAGGGUCAACGACUUGUUGCAGCUGAUGCAGCUCCGCCGCAAGGCUCAGGCGAGUGAGGACGGCGUGUCCAAGUCUAUAUCGCUGAUCCAGGAUCUGCUGAAGGAGAUCCAGGACCUGAAGGAGUCCAGAGACGACCUGAAGAAAGAGAUCAAGAGCCUCCAGAACCAACUCAACCAGCUGAAUAUGAGUGAGCUGGUUGACAGAAUCAAUGAAGUGGAACAGUACUGCCACCGACUGGACAACCUGGACUCUGCCACCAAAGAGCUGCAGGACAGAGUUUGGUGUUACCCAGACCCAGACGAGCUCAUCCAGUGUGUGACCUGGGACAUCAUGCAGACCACCUUGGUUAGCGAGCAACAGAAUCUGCAAAAGGCAUGUCUUAUGUCUUGCUUGAAAGAGAAAUCAGGCACUCAGUCCCUGUCCCCUCCUUUCAGCGCCUCAAUCAAUGCCAAUACUGGAGCUGCUGCCUUCACUCCUGGCACUGUCACUGCCACCGGAGGUCCUUCUCAGAUGGAGCUGCAGCCUUCACUCCUGGCACUGUCACUGCCAGCCAGCAUGGGUGGGGCGCUGCCCCAGCAGUCCCUCUCUGAUGGAGCUGCUGCCUUCACUCCUGUCACUGCCAGCCAGCAUGGGGGAGCACUGCCCCAGCAGUCCCUCUCUGAUGGAGCUCUGAUGGUGGGCAGCAAACCCCUGUCUCAUGUGGCCAGCGGGGCAGAGCGUUACCCAGAGACAGUGGAGGCCCUGAGGGACGUGGGCAGGCUCAGGGAGAGACACAACACCCUGGAGACCAGAGUAGAGCUGCUGGAAGCAGGCAAGGCCGACCAGGCCCAGCUCCAGCACCUCCGGGAGCUCCUCACUGACUUGGGUGACAGGGAUGUGCCUGACAAACUGUUGGAUCAACUGACUCAUCUGAGAGUUCUGGUCGACAGCCUGAUGGGUGACAGAGCCAAGCUGGGAGAACUGGAGCAGCUGAUUCUGAACAUAGGGACAGUUCAGGGCUUAGAGGGAGGCUCAGAAACAGCCAAAGGGUCAGACAGUGAGGACUCCUCUGACUCUCCUAAGCAAGGACAGCUCAGACUGCAGAUAUUAUACCUCAGGAACGCAGUGCAGAAAGUGGAGGAAGAGGUGCUACUGCUGAAGACUGAGAACACUUCAGCCAAGGCUGAGCAGAAGACCAAGAAAGACAGACAGCUACAGGAUCAGAUGGACAACCUGCGAGGCAUGCUGGAGGACAUGAUGGCGUCCUCCUCCUCGCUGCUCUCCCAGAGCCUCCAGCAGGGGUCAGAGCAGGGCCAGGGCAGCGGGCAGGCAGGCGGGCAGCAAGGCUCCACGUGCCCCUCCUGCUCUGUAGACAUGAGCAGGAAGGUCAGCCAGCUGUUCCAGCUCUAUGAGAAUCUGCAGGGCCUGAGCUCUGAACUGAUGAAUGACGUUCAGGGAGCCGUCAUACAACUGCAGGCUGAGUGUGAGAAGCUCCACGGCACAGCCAACCACCUGAUUGAGGAGCACAGCCAAAAACAGGUCCACAUCGACCAUCUGUACAAGUCAAUGGAAGAACUGGACGAGAAGAAAGCUGACAAAGAGCUUGUGGAGAUGGAGUUUGAAAUUAAAGGAGACAAGCGUGCCCUGGAGACCAAGGUGAGCCGCAUGCAGUUUGACUCCAUGACAGAGGAGCUCAACACCAUGUUCCAGGAGCUGCUCAGCAAGAUCACCGGCCAGGAGCAGGACUGGCACAAAAUCAUUGACAAAAUCUCCACCGAGAUGGAGUGCAAGCUGGACCGGAUUGAGCUGGAUCCUGUGAAGAAGCAGCUAGAGGACCGCUGGAAGGGCAUCCGUAAGCAGCUGCAGGCCCAGCCUGCCCCGAAGGAGGACGACGCUGCAGGCAUCAGGAAGUAAAUCACGUGUCACUGGUCACAGCCAGGCCCAGCCUGCCCCGAAGGAGGACGACGCUGCAGGCAUCAGGAAGUAAGUCACAUGUCACUGGUCAC
Molecule: messenger RNA, 2497 nt
Organism: Oncorhynchus mykiss (rainbow trout)
Lineage: Eukaryota; Metazoa; Chordata; Actinopteri; Salmoniformes; Salmonidae
Source: RefSeq, a predicted model, not a curated record